AUGGCGGUGAGGCAAAGGCUUUUUAACUCGACAGCACCCUUCUCCGGGUCAUCCCAAGCUGAGCUGAAGGGAUCGUUCCCAUCCUGCUCGGCUGCGGAGCAGGAGGUGGCGGAGGAGGAGGAAGAGGAGGGGAAGGACAGCAAAAUGGGCUACAUCAACCCUUUGUUAAAAAGAGUCCUGACACGUGGGACCGCAGAGCAAAUGGGAGAAAUGCCACUGAAGACCUCAACCUUCAUUGCCCAAGCUGAAUGUGAAACCCAGGACUCCCAAGAGUUAUGUCCAUCCUCCCUUGAACGCUCCUUUGUUUCGUCCUCGAACAUCUACACCAGCAGUCAUUCCUUGGAGCACAACAAUGUGGCGUGCCCGACCAUGGCCUCCAUGCAGGAGCCGAGCAGCUCGCCAGCACAGCAGCUUGCCCCGAGGAAGAAGACCAGGAAGAGACAGAAGCGCAAAGGGAAGAAAAAACUGGAGAAGAAGAAGGAGAAGAAGAAGGAGAAGCAGCGACACCGAACGCCCUCUGGAGUCCCUGAACAGGAGAGUGGAAGUUCUCAGGUCCGGAUCCUGGAUGAGUCGUCUCUUGGAGGGAGAAGUGACCUCAGUUCUUCCUGCUGUAGCUGCGUUGAAAGCUCCGAAGAGCAGGACAGAGGGCCUUCUCCCUACAGGCGACAGGUCUACAACACAGGCUCCAGCUGCUCUCUGAACUGGGUGGACCCGGUCUGCGGCCCCCUCUCCAGUCUCCACUCCUAUGGGCAGGACAGCGACUCGGACUCCCUCAGCAGUCAGGGAGACUGUUCUCUGGCUCUUGCUGGCCUCAGGGGCAGCGUCAGUCAGGGGGACCCGUGUUACGCAGGGCCCUUUUUCAAAGAUGUGGAGAGGGAUGUAAGAGAAGAGGAAGAUGAGCUCUCAGCAGCUGACUCUGUCAUCAACGAGGGAAUCAUCUUUUAUAAUGAAAGCAUCCAGCCGGUUGACUCUGAAUACAAGGAAGGGAGGGAGUACGUCCUCUCAGAGUUCAUCAAGGAGGGCUCCUACGGUGAAGUACACAGCGCUCAAGAUGUCAACACAGGCUUCAAGUUUGCUGUCAAAAAGAUCGCCCUGAAGAGGUUCAGCAGCGAGGAGGUGGGUGCGUGGAGUGCCCUCAGAUCUCCUCGUGUGGUGGAGCUCUUUGCAGUGGUCAGAGAGGGACCCAACGUUCGCCUCUUCAUGGACCUCAAAUCAGGCUCCCUGGGCCAGCUGAUAACGGAGCGCGGCCGGCUGCCAGAGGACCUGAGUCUCCACUACCACUCACAAACCUUAACAGCACUGGAGUACCUACUGAAGAAAAAAGUGGUGCAUCUGGACAUUAAAGCUGACAAUGUGUUGCUGUCGGAGGACGGUAGAGACACCUUCCUGUGCGACUUUGGACACGCAGAGAGACUCGACAAUCGGGGACAGAGCCUCAGCGGGUCCAAAGAUCUGAAGGGCACAGAGACCCACAUGGCCCCUGAGAUAGUAAAAGGGGAACCCCGCGGAGCCAAAGCAGAUGUGUGGAGCAGCUGCUGUAUGUUACUGCACAUGCUCAAUGCGUGUCAACCGUGGACGAGAUACUACACCUGUAGACUUUACCUGAAGAUCGCCAACGAGGCUCCUCCUCUGAGGGAGAUCCCGCCUGACUGCAGCCCUUUCACAGCCGAAGUGAUCAAGGCGGGACUUCAGAAGGAUCCAGCCAAGAGAGCAUCCGCAUCUCAGCUCAAAGAGAAAACUGCCAGAGCUCUGAGAGAAGUGGGAGGACUCACCAGCCCAGUGAAGGGACCCUACACAGAGCCCCUGUACAUCGCCAACAAACCUCCUGACUCCCUGCAACUUAUCAACAGCAACUUUAGCUACGAGGAUGAGCAUCAAGAGUCUGUUGAGAAAGUGACCACAACAGGGAGGAGGACGGAGGAACCGGAUGAUGAAGAGGAUCGUAAUGAGUCAAAGCGAGACUCACUUUUCUGUCCACAGACGCUGAUCUCUGAGCCGAAUCACAAGAAGGGCAACAAGAUCACCACUGUGCCCGAACUUGAGCUGCGUAAACUGGAGCGAGAUUUCUACCUGAGCAGUCUGUCCCAGCUCCACUCUCCUGAGAUGCUCCUGUCGUGUCUCACCAGCGACCCUCAUUACAACUGGGAACCAUGGGACAAAAAGGACUCUGGCCGCUGGUCUCUGAGCCUAGGAGACGACUUCAGCUCCGGUGUCUUCUCCUACAGCAGUCAGCCAGACGUGCAGGUUUCCAGUCUGGAUUUGCUGAGCCACACACAGCUGCCACCACCCUGCUGUUUCGAAGGUGUGGAUGUCUGCAUCAGAGACUUCAACAGGAAGAGCAUCCGCAUCAGAGAGACGCGCCGGGUGAAGGUGGGCCACAUCGCCACUGGCAUCAGUGAUCAGAUCUCUGAGAGGGUUUUCACCCUGGAAACCCAGCAGGGCCAGCAGGUUGCUCACGAUGAGGAGGUGCAGGAGUCCGGUAUGGAGCUCAGCUGUGUUCCUGCUCCAGACUUCAGCUCUGCCUGGAGGUGGAGGAUCAGAGACGGCGUGCUGGAGACCAGAUAGAGCCCAAAGCUCUCUCCGUCCAUCGGCAGCCGUGUCAUCUUAACCGUCCUACACAUGGCCUUCUGUUGAAUCGUUUCAAAUAUUUGCCUUUGUCUCAGUGUGCGAGGUCCAUGCUUUCAUAACGGGUACAAAUACAACUUUUUUUAUCACGUCUCAUGUUUUAAAUGCCUUAAUGGGGUGGAGGGGGGAAGGGGACUGUUGUGUAGCUUUUUUUGUCUCUAAAGUGCUCAUUUCUAAGUCAAGGUACUGCCCUUUUUUGACCACUGUGAUGUUUACAUGUUGCAUGUUUACACUGAAUCAUUAAAUGGUAUAUGAAACUA
Messenger RNA from Sebastes umbrosus (honeycomb rockfish), 2885 nucleotides. RefSeq names its product mitogen-activated protein kinase kinase kinase 14a (gene map3k14a). Gene Ontology annotation, molecular function: ATP binding; protein kinase activity. Gene Ontology annotation, biological process: protein phosphorylation; positive regulation of canonical NF-kappaB signal transduction. The transcript has 15 exons. The record is from RefSeq and is a predicted model, not a curated record. NCBI's taxonomy places the organism in Eukaryota, Metazoa, Chordata, Actinopteri, Perciformes, Sebastidae. The coding region runs from base 1 to 2565 and encodes 854 amino acids.